Hypoxylon fragiforme is the source of this 1554-nucleotide messenger RNA. RefSeq names its product Metallo-dependent phosphatase. Gene Ontology annotation, molecular function: endopolyphosphatase activity; phosphatase activity. Gene Ontology annotation, cellular component: cytoplasm. Bases 1 to 1554 code for a protein of 517 amino acids. The transcript has a single exon. Lineage: Eukaryota; Fungi; Ascomycota; Sordariomycetes; Xylariales; Hypoxylaceae. The record is from RefSeq and is a predicted model, not a curated record. Gene Ontology annotation, biological process: polyphosphate catabolic process.
AUGGGUCAACUACUAGCAUUCCCGCCGCCUCGACCACAUCGACGACGACGACGUAUAUUACUCACCGUAGGCACCGUCUUCACCCUCCUAAGCAUCACCUUAUUGCGUCACCCUCACUUCGACCCCUCCACCAUCCCAUUCCUCGGUAGACAACCACAACAACCACCCACCAUGAACGUAGAAACCACGAACCAAAGCCACGACACCCAACACCACCCCUCCCUCCUGCACCCCCCUCUCCUCGACUCCCUCCCCUCCUCCGCCCUCCCCAACCCUGACUCCCCCUCCGGCCCCCGCCUCCUCAUAAUCGGCGACGUGCACGGCCAGCUCUCGGCGCUCGACGCGCUGCUCUCCAAAGCGGGCUUCUCCUCCGAGCGCGGCGACCACGUCGUCUUCACGGGCGACAUGGUGAACAAAGGGCCCGACAGCCCCGGAGUCGUGGACCGCGCAAUUGCCAUCGGCGCGUACGGCGUGCGGGGCAACCACGAGGAUCGCGUGUUGCGCGCGUGGGAUCGGGAGCUGAAGAGGAGGGAGAGGAAGGAUAAGAAGAAGGGGAAGCAUCAUAGUAAGGGGAUUGAUGAAGAGGAGGAGGAGGAGGAGACAGAAGACCAAGAAGAAGAGGGAGUCGAAGGAGAAGAACUCGAAGCGCAGCGCAAGCGCCGAAAAUCCGAAAAGGCCGACCUCGCCACCGCCCUCAGCCUGUCCCCCCAACACAUCGACUGGCUCGCCUCUCUCCCCGUGAUCCUGCGCGUCGGCCGCGUGUCGCCUCGCUUCGGCGACGUCGUCGUCGUCCACGCCGGCCUCGUCCCCGGAGUCCCGCUCGAGAAGCAGGACCCCCGCGUCGUCAUGACCAUGCGGACGCUCAUCUCCUCCCGUUCCCUCGUCAGCUCAGACAUAAAUUCCACCACCCCUACUACCUCGGAGUCUUCUUCCGAACCCAAGAUGCUCCUAAUGCCCAGCGAAGGCCGCGAGGGGCGCCCCUGGUCCAAGGUCUGGAACGAGCUGCAAAAAGACAAAACCAGAAAAAACAAAAAGGGGAAGGGUAAGGGGAAAAAUGAAAAGGAGAAGGGAAAAGAUGGGAAGAAGAAAAAGGGAGAUCCAACACCAACAACAGUCGUCUACGGCCACGACGCCAAGACCGGCCUCAGUGUGCGCCGCUACGCCAUCGGUCUCGACAGCAGCUGUGUUCGGGGCGGCGACCUCACGGCGGUUGUUUUUGAGCCUGCUGGUGCUUCUGCUCUGCAUGAAGAGCACGACAACGACAACGACAGCGAAAGCGAAGAUAACAGCGCCGAUCCCAACCGAGAAACACUCCUAGAACUACGCGGCGCCACUAAACACGGCAUAAAGCAUAGACUCGUCAGCGUGUCCUGCAAGGCCGGUAUCGACUCUGUCGAUGACAGUCAGAAGGACAGGGAGGGGAAGGGGAAGGGGAAGGAAGACAAACAGAGCAAGAAGGAAGAUAAAAAGGAGAAGCACAACCACAAGCAAAAGGGGAAGGGGAACGAGGGUAAAAAGGAGAACAAGGUAGAAGAAACAUGGGAAGACUUAUAA